This is a messenger RNA of Pelodiscus sinensis (Chinese soft-shelled turtle), 2926 nucleotides long. RefSeq names its product homeobox A4 (gene HOXA4). The record is from RefSeq and is a predicted model, not a curated record. Lineage: Eukaryota; Metazoa; Chordata; Testudines; Trionychidae. Gene Ontology annotation, cellular component: nucleoplasm; nucleus. Gene Ontology annotation, molecular function: RNA polymerase II cis-regulatory region sequence-specific DNA binding; DNA-binding transcription factor activity, RNA polymerase II-specific. Gene Ontology annotation, biological process: anterior/posterior pattern specification; positive regulation of transcription by RNA polymerase II; embryonic skeletal system morphogenesis.
AUGGCCGUGUAUUUAUAUAAUGUUAUCUAUAAAACUGCAAAAGAUAACAAUAUGAAUUUAAGCCAUGGUAACAACUAUGUAACACCUAUAAGGAAAAAUCUAAAAUAUACCAAAAUUUUUGCUUUAUAUAUUCAGUUAAGGCAUUUCCCUAUUCUCCAAGCCUCGCCUCCGCCACCGCCCCCGAAAGGGCACCACGGCCCGGCCCAGCCCCUGCUCCAAAGCCACGUCCUGCCGCCCCAGCGCCACUGCGAAGCGGCCCCCGCCGCAGGGGCCGGGGCCAGCCCAGCCUGCCCCCUUCUGCCUGACAAGAGCCUGGCCGGCCUCAAAGGCAAGGAGCCCGUGGUGUACCCCUGGAUGAAGAAGAUCCAUGUGAGCACUGUCAAUCCCAAUUACACUGGAGGGGAACCCAAAAGGUCUCGAACUGCCUACACCAGACAGCAAGUCCUGGAGUUGGAGAAGGAGUUCCACUUUAACCGUUACCUGACCAGGCGCCGCCGCAUUGAGAUCGCCCACACGCUUUGCCUCUCGGAGCGCCAGGUCAAGAUCUGGUUUCAGAACCGGAGGAUGAAAUGGAAGAAAGACCACAAACUGCCUAACACUAAGAUGCGCUCCUCAAACCCAUCUCCUGCUAGCCAACAAGCCAAAGCACAGACACAGGGCCACCGCCAUCAUCUCGAUGGGUCAACACCCAACUCUUCCGCCCUGUCAUGAUCUCAUGGUGGGUUGUUUCCCGCUUUUUGACCAUUUGGACCAAAACAAAAUCAGAGGAAGCGUGCCCUGGGGAGGGUACAUGUUGAUACCAAAACCUGGACACAUUGUCUACACGAUACCGAGCUUUAUAGCGAGCUCCUGGUUGCAUUCCCAUCAUUCUUUUUUUGUAUUUAUGAAAAUUCUCCGUCCCUUCAGUGUUGCAGAGUGCUGGACGCUGUCAUGGAGGAAUUCUGUACCUAAGAAGGACCCUUUUUGUACAUAACACUUUAAAAAUAAAAUACAGCCCCAAAUAACCCGUAAGACACGUGUGUAAGACAUUGACUUGAGUUGUGUUGUUUCGUGCAAUGUUCGUGGAUGCUCCAGUAUAUGCAGACAGAAGAAACCAAAUGUUAUGUCAUGGAGAUUUUAAAAGCUUAUGAAAACUGUCCCCUUACAGUCUGACGGGCAAUAUUUAAUGUAACGAGAGUUAUUUAAUUGUGUUUAAGUGUAGCCACUGCGGUAGUUGUGAUAUAAAAUUCCCCUCCCCCGUGUCUCCGAUUGCAUUUAUUUAAUAAUAUUGCUAUAAAGGCUGUUGCUGUCUUCAUAUCUGGCCCUUCUAACUGUCUCCGUCUGUGUACAAUUUGUGAAUUUUGUUGUGAUGUACAUAUUGCCAAUCCAGGUAAUAAAGAAUACUCUGUACAAAAAAAAAAUUAAAGCUUCAAACACAAGUUCAUGUAAUGCAGUUUUCUAAACUUUAUGCCUCGCUGACAUUACUAUAACUAUGUAAAAAUAAGGGGUUACCACAUUGUUUUAACUUGAAUCUUGUCAAUACAGUUGCUUGGCUUUGAAUUUAGUUAGAGAUGCUCACGUUUUGCUCAUGUUAGUGGCCUGCCUUCACAAAAAUAGAGCCUGCUUGAACAAGUAAAUAUGUUAUUUAUUACCUAGAUGAGUUAUGUCCUUGUCAUAGAUUCAGUCUGUCUAUUCAUCUGUAUGUAUGUGGCUACCCCUAUCCUAUACAUACAGAAAUCGAGCUUUUACACUGAGUCAGUGACGUGAGCUGAACUAAUGUACUGUAGUAGAACUUAGACAGCUAACCACGAUGAACUUUAAAAAUAUCUGGCCCGUCAUUAUUUAUUUAUCCAUUCGCUUGAUGUUUACUGUGACUUGUCAAUUCACUGUGAAGAAUUAAGGGAAAAUGUGUGGGCAACAAAAAGUUUCUUUGUUUCAAAGGCAUCUAUUUUGAAAAGUGUUGGGUGUAAACAGAAAGCCUUAGUAGUGAAAUGAAAUUUGGUCCAACUUGGAGGUUUACUCUGGUAUCUGUGUUCAGAAUGUUUCUGGAAAACAAUAUUCAGGUGUUUCAAACUCGUACUAACCUUCCCAGUGGCAAGGAUGUUGAGAAAUAUACCCUAAGGUGGUCUCCUUACAAUAAAACGGUAUGCUGUUCCAAUUUAUAAGGACUUUCAUAUCACAAUCCCGAAAAUAACACUGAUAUUGGAACACAUUAGCUGAGCAGAAGAACUUAGAGGUGGAAACUCUAUUACUGUUUUUCUGUCAGGAAAAGAUUAAGGUCCACGUUUUAUUCGCCACACUCAGGAAAGUAUGUCCAGGCGCUAAACUGGAGUCAACGGGUCUUCUCCCGUGGAGAAGGCAAGCAAGAUGUAGUUCCUUUAUUUAAAUAUAACACAAUUCACUCAGCAAGAAAACACGUUGGCAAAACAGUAUUGUGCGCAUCACUUCUUGUCCCAGGCACACAUACCAUUCCCAUGAAAAAUUUAACAUAUCACUGGAAAAGUAUAUUCAGCAUCUAGGCUAUGGCAGUUGUAAAUCCACUCAGCAAGCAGAGUUGGCUUCACAUUGAACAAGUAGCACGUUUCCUUUACCAUCCUGCUAUUUACUAAAUCCAACAACGUUUUCCUCGUUGGCUACCCCAAUGUAAAAGAAACGGAAGAGAUCUGAGGUGGUUGUAACUGUUGGUAUCUCUAGUUCUCUGUAACGUACAGCUCUUUGUUUUGUUUAUUGUGUGGAACAUACCCUCUCCAUCAAUUUAUUUUAACCCCAAAUUAGCAGAAAUAAUCAAAAUCUCAAAUCAAAUAUUUUAAUAGGGAAUUAUUUCUUUCUGAAGGCUACGCUUACAUAUCUAUUUUCCCUUUGUACAACUAAAUGAAACCCACGCGCUGAAAAUAGCAAUUUUACUGAGUAUCAUUAAUCACCUCCUACAAUAAAUACUUCUUUGUAA